Penicillium concentricum is the source of this 1467-nucleotide messenger RNA. RefSeq names its product Alcohol acetyltransferase. The transcript is spliced from 2 exons. The record is from RefSeq and is a predicted model, not a curated record. Lineage: Eukaryota; Fungi; Ascomycota; Eurotiomycetes; Eurotiales; Aspergillaceae. The coding region runs from base 1 to 1467 and encodes 488 amino acids.
AUGAACUUCAUACACACACAACCUGCCGAUCGAUACCAAAGACAAUUUGGUUUGCUGACCCGGUUCGGGCUCCAAUCUAAUGUGAUUCGUGUGGCAUCCUACACCAAUGUCGAGGCCGAGGGAGCGGUGCUAUCCAAAGCAGUGGUUUACCCGGCCCUUCGAAAGGUCGUGCAAGAAUAUCCCGAGCUGGGCAUGAUUUCCUUCUAUGGCCAAUCUAAGAAAAAGAAAGCUCAGCACCGGUCCUUCUCGGGCAUCUUAUCCCACAUCAAUCUCGAUGAUCAUGUGGAAUUCCUGGAAAUUCCGACGGAAGAGGGAAAGGCAGGCUUGACUACAACAAUCGAGCGAUAUCAUGGUGUAUGGUUUGAUUCAUCGAAAAAGCCGCCAUGGAGGCUCGUGGUGGUGAAUGGAAAGCAUGCUAUCUUUGUGUUUGACCACUUUAUCACCGAUGGACGCGGGAGCACUUUCAUCUUCGAGAGCCUGCUAGAGGCACUCAACUCGCCAAAUCAAUGCCACAACGGCUCAUCUAUCAUUGAAUUGACCACAGAGGUGAAGGGAUUUCCUGAGGUUGAUCCAGUCAAACGAUAUGGAACGGGUCCAUCGAUUCUUUUUGCCAUCAUGAGUUACAUCCGUUUCUGGUGCAUUCAAUUUUUCUACCGGGGAACUGAUCUCUUCUUCAACGAUGCUAGAUAUCAGCAACGGGAUUUGGCCUUCGGUGAACCAAAAAAAGAAGACAAUUUAGUCGUUACAAAGAUUGACACGCUCUGCCUGGAAGCUGACACGAUGAGCAAAUGUCUUCAAGCCUGUCGCGAGCACCAGACCUCAUUUACCAGCCUCUUACACACGCUCAUCAAGGUGAGCCUGUCAGCUGAUUUCUACCCCAAAGCCAAAUUCAGCCAUUCCGUAACUGGCAUCGACGUCCGGCCUUAUCUUCUCAACCAGGACAGGGAUAAAACUAUAAGCACAGCAGUGUCCAUCAUUUCGAGUUUUGACUGGCUACACACAUUUCAUCAAGCAGGUCAAAGCACAGGCUCAAUAGACCCUGUUCCAGUUAACUCGGAUUUGUUAUGGGAACUGGCACGUAAACAUAGGGCUCAUGUGGUCAAUGAUCUGAACCACAAACGGUCGUGGAUGAAAGCCUGGCUGUCGAUCGACUUGAUCGGGGACGAUGAAGAAGAAUACAUUUCUCAACUCUUGCCGGGUCUGAAGAUUGUGCAGAAAAAUUCAUUUGCCGUAUCCAACCUAGGGGCUUUUGAUAACCGGUCGGCCAGACCAUGGAUUAUUUCCAACAUGGAAUUUUCGGCGGGUGCUGUUAAAGCGGGUUACGGGCCGAAUCUGGUUUUCAACGUUGCUGGUGUUCGCGAUGCCGCCACUGUCAUUCAUGUUAGCAGUGAGGAGGGUUCUUUGUCUAAUGAUUUUGUCGCUUUACUUCUUGGGAGUAUCGAGAAGCGAAUACUCGCAGUUAUCUAG